Messenger RNA from Plasmodium gonderi, 1680 nucleotides. RefSeq lists its product as hypothetical. The transcript has a single exon. NCBI's taxonomy places the organism in Eukaryota, Apicomplexa, Aconoidasida, Haemosporida, Plasmodiidae. Bases 1 to 1680 code for a protein of 559 amino acids. The record is from RefSeq and is a predicted model, not a curated record.
AUGGAACGAAAAGAUCAACGGAAUCAUCUCGACAUGGACACUCACGUGGGUUCCACAUCAAAGAGAAGCUCGCAGAAGAGGCACAGCAGCGUCGAGCUAUUAUGUAACGAAUGCCAAGCUGGAGAACCCCUAGUUGUUGUGGAGAAAAGGGGUUCUGAGAAGGAUAAAAAUGAGCUGCUAAGGGAACUACACAACAUUAAAAGCAACCUAUUUGAUAACUCCUCUUUUUCUAAUUAUAUCCAUUUCUACGAAAUAUAUAACAACUUAAAACGUAUAGUUAAGUAUGAAAAGGAGAAGGAAAAAGGGAAAUGCUUUUUAAAUCCGAUUGGUAGGAAGAAAAAAUAUCUUUUUUAUUUUCUAUAUAUAUUUUUUUUAUUCCUAAAUAUAUUCCUCCUAUUUCGCCUACAGAUAAUAUUUUUAACUCCUAGGGGAUAUAAUACGUAUUAUUAUCCAUACGAAAUACACUUUCAUGUUUUUUUUACAUUUUCUGUUUUGGCAUAUUGUUUUUUUAACGUAUACAUUAUUUUUUUUACAUAUAAAAUAUUUCUAUAUAACAUUGAUGUUAUGUGCUUAAUUAUUUUGCAAAUGUUGUAUAAUGUGUACAUUCGUGAAAAGAAUAAAGAAAUUUACAGAAACACAGAAACGUUGAUUGAGGGUUGUAAAAAGAUUUUUAAGCAUUUGGAUAAAAAUUUUGAUAAUGCUAUAUUGCUACAUGCAGAUGAAAUUUUUAACAAAUUUACAAACAUAUUUAAAUAUAUAAAUAAGGAAAACUAUAAAUUUGAUGAAAAAGAAAAAAAAAAAUACAUACAUUCAAAAUGUGAUGACUUGUUCAUACGAAUUGAGAAGAAUCCCUAUGAUUAUAAGAUGCAAGAAAUUUGUCCAAAUUCGAUUAGAGGAAGUAAUAAAAUUAAUAAUCAUCACCAGACAGAUAAAGAAGUAGCAUUUCAUAACAAGAAACAUGCAUCUGUUGUAAACAUAAAUAAUGAAGACCUGUAUGAACAAUUAAAUUUUCCCACAGAUAACCAUGACAAAAAUUGUCAUUGUAUUAUUCAUAUGAACAGAAAGAAUAUUUACAACAUUUUUGGAAAUUCCAUUUACUCCAAUAUUUAUGAUAUAAAUACAUACCUCAAAUAUAAACAAAACUAUAUUCAUUCCUUAAUGAUAAAAAAAUGUAGACACAAAAUAAAUUGUAUUAAAUAUUUUUUUUAUUUUAUUCCAUAUGUAAUUAAUUUAUUUAUUAAUUUGUUAAUAAAUUUUUACAUCCUUUUUUCCGUUUAUUACUAUAACAACGUUGUUCCGUUGGCACCUCCUUACGAGUUAGCAAAAUUCCACAUUUUUAGUUUACUGCAUUAUAGGGGCAUUUACUACAUUCUAUUCAUAUUCUUUCUCAAUUUUUGUUUUUUCCUCUAUGCACUAUUCCUUUCAAAGCUCAAUAUUAUUCAUAUAUUCCUUCGACAAAUAUAUAAAAAUUGCAAAUACGAAUCUAUAUACUAUUGCGAACAUGUUAUGAAUGAAAUUUAUGAAAAUUUUAUGUUCUCCCAUAUUAUACAAAACCUGUUGAGCAAAAAAUGUACUAUCAGUUCAAACCUAGUGAGUUCAAUGCCAGAUUUACUAGAUCAGAAGAUUGUCAAAUGUACAACCCACUUGGACAAAUCAAAUGAGCUGGAUAAAAGGUGCUAA